AUGGCGAAACCUAAAGCCCAGAAACGUUGCCUCUUGUGGGAUUAUACCAACACGCGGGACCGUCCAGAUGCAAUUGACCAGCUCUUCCCCAACACGUCGUCGCCGGACUCGACGGACAAGCCCACAGAAGCAACAGCAACACCAACGACGGCCGUCGCCGCGGUCAUUACCCCUUUCAAGUCCGUUCACAACUGGAACGCGUGGUACCCGCCCGAGCUCAAGGGUCGGCUUCCCUUCCGGCCCAUGAUUCGCACGCGCGCGCAGCUGGACACGGAGGAGUGGGACUGGAUCCGCGACUCAGACGCCGAAAUCGUGCACUAUCUCAACGAGCCGGAGCGUCAGGGAACCUCGCCGGGGGAGGCCGCCGGUUGGUGGCUGGAGAAAGUCGUUCCCGAGCUGCGGGAGAAGAGGGGCAAGAAGCUCGUCGGGCCGGCAUGUGCUAGUGAUUCCGGAGGCGAGGCGUGGCUUGCGGAGUUUAUGCGUCUCGUGCGUGAGGCGCAGCAAGAGAACCGAGAGAAGAGACAGACGGGGCCAGACUUCCUCGGGGUGCAUUAUUACAGCGGCGACGUGGAGCAUGCAAAGAGAUACUUGACGUCCAUGUACGAGCGGUACGGGCUGCCGCUCAACGUCUCGGAGAUUGCUUCCAUCAGUCGGGACUCGGUAGAAGUGGAGAGGUUCACGGUGGAGCUGAGCGGGUGGAUGGACGAGAGGGAAUGGAUUGACGAGUAUGGGUGGUUUGGGUGUAUGGCACACUGCGCUGAUGACUUUGUGAGUCCUGCGGCGCAGCUGAUGGACGGAGAGGGGAGGUUUACGCCGCUCAUGAGGCGGUUGAUGGGGCAGGAUCCGGCGACGAGCUGCUGA
Colletotrichum orchidophilum is the source of this 861-nucleotide messenger RNA. RefSeq lists its product as uncharacterized. Gene Ontology annotation, biological process: fungal-type cell wall polysaccharide metabolic process. Lineage: Eukaryota; Fungi; Ascomycota; Sordariomycetes; Glomerellales; Glomerellaceae. The transcript has a single exon. Gene Ontology annotation, cellular component: fungal-type cell wall. The coding region runs from base 1 to 861 and encodes 286 amino acids. The record is from RefSeq and is a predicted model, not a curated record.